AAAUAAACCAGGAAAACAGCUUUAAAGAAAAUAAAAAUUAAAACUUUGGAUUAGAAAUGGCAACAACAGCCUUUCUUUCAACUGCAAUCACCUUCACCCCUUCACGUUUAUCCUCUUUAUCUUCAACUUCUUCUUCUUCUACUACCAGUUUUCUUUUGAGAACACAAUCAUUAGCUUAUCCUCGCAAUGAUAAUGCCAAGAGACUUUUGAUUCUUUCCAAGGCAGCCAGCGAAUCACCCCCACAACCCUCUUUAGUUCUGUCAAAGAGAAGCCUCUCAAUCAGCUUAGUAACCAGCUUUUUCUUCGUUUUGGCUGGUAAUAAUGGUGUCUCCAAUUCUAAUGCUGCCAUUCUAGAGGCUGAUGAUGAUGAAGAGCUUUUGGAAAGAGUAAAAAAGGAUAGAAAGAAGAGGAUUGAGAGACAGGGAGUUAUCAGCACAUCCAACAAAGAAAAAGGAUAUUUACAGGAUGUUGUGUACAAGCUGAGCGAAGUAGGCCAAGCCAUUGACAACAAUGAUCUCUCUGCAGCAAGUUCAGUUCUUGGUGGCAGUACUAAUUCAGAUUGGGUUAAGAAUGCCAAUAUAGCUUUCACUAAGCUGAGCUCUAGUCCUGAGGAGAAGACUGAAGUGGAUACUUUCAAUUCAUCAUUAUCAUCAUUGAUUUCAUCGGUGACUCAAAAUGAUGUUAAAUCCUCUAAAAUUGCAUUUGUGGACUCUGCCAGUGCAUUUGAGAAAUGGACAAAUUUAACUGGGCUUGUCGCGCAGCUCAAAGGACUCUAAACUUUGAAGAACAAAGGAUUCCAGUUUUUCAUUCCGUUAUAUAUUUGUUUUGAGAGUAUAAUUGUUACAUUUUAAGUAAUUCUGGCUUCUUUUAUAUUGACUAGCCAUGGUAGCUUGAGGUCAAAAGUCUCAUUCGGCUUAUAUAUAUAUAUAUAUAUAUAUUUAUAUAUUUGCUAAAUAAUGCAAAGUUUUGAUGUUAUUAUUCUUUAUGUUCUGUAUAAACCAUCUGUAAAUUUAUAAAUGCUUUUGGUUUU
Molecule: messenger RNA, 1030 nt
Organism: Humulus lupulus (European hop)
Lineage: Eukaryota; Viridiplantae; Streptophyta; Magnoliopsida; Rosales; Cannabaceae
Product: thylakoid lumenal 16.5 kDa protein, chloroplastic
Exons: 4
Coding region: 57-776 (239 amino acids)
Biological process (GO): photosystem II repair
Source: RefSeq, a predicted model, not a curated record